GUAGUCAGCUGCUGCGAGCAGGAAGUGUCCGAGGAGCGGGCGGAGACUGCACAAUGGCCCCGGACCCCUGGUUCUCUACAUAUGAUUCUACUUGUCAAAUUGCACAAGAGAUUGCUGAGAAAAUUCAACAGCGAAAUCAGUAUGAAAGAAAUGGUGAAAACACAACGAAGCUUACCGUGACAAUCAGAGCUUUGUUGCAGAAUCUGAAGGAAAAGAUCGCCCUUUUGAAGGACUUAUUGCUAAGAGCUGUGUCAACACAUCAGAUAACACAGCUUGAAGGAGACCGAAGACAGAACCUAUUGGAUGAUCUUGUAACUCGAGAGAGACUACUUCUGGCAUCCUUUAAGAACGAGGGUGCAGAACCAGAUCUCAUCAGGUCCAGCCUGAUGACUGGAGGGGCUAGGCGAGGAGUACCCAACCCUUGGCUCUUCGAGGAACCAGAGGAGACCAGAGGCCUGGGUUUUGAUGAAAUCCGGCAGCAGCAGCAGAAAAUCAUCCAAGAACAGGACGCAGGCCUCGAUGCCCUUUCCUCUAUAAUAAGUCGCCAGAAACAAAUGGGGCAGGAAAUUGGGAAUGAGCUGGAUGAACAAAAUGAGAUAAUUGAUGACCUUGCCAACCUGGUGGAGAAUACAGAUGAGAAACUUCGCACUGAAACCAGGCGUGUCAAUAUGGUGGACAGAAAGUCAACAUCUUGUGGGAUGAUUAUGGUGAUUUUAUUGCUGCUCGUGGCUAUUGUGGUCGUUGCAGUCUGGCCUACCCAGUAGUGGCAAUAAAGGGACCACCAGCCGUGACCUGCCAAUGAUGGAGAAAGCUCAGCGCCCUUUUGGUACACGAAAGCUGCUCUCAAUAAAUUCCCCCAAAGCUCAGAACUCGCGAUGUGCGUUGUUUCAGU
This is a messenger RNA of Diceros bicornis minor, 892 nucleotides long. It is a transcript of the gene STX8, whose product is annotated as syntaxin 8. The transcript is spliced from 8 exons. NCBI's taxonomy places the organism in Eukaryota, Metazoa, Chordata, Mammalia, Perissodactyla, Rhinocerotidae. Gene Ontology annotation, biological process: vesicle fusion; intracellular protein transport. The coding region runs from base 54 to 764 and encodes 236 amino acids. Gene Ontology annotation, cellular component: SNARE complex; endomembrane system. The record is from RefSeq and is a predicted model, not a curated record. Gene Ontology annotation, molecular function: SNARE binding; SNAP receptor activity.